GGGGUCUGUCCCCGCAGAAAGAUCCAGGAUUCAGGGGGAAGCACAGGGAGCGAGGACAGGCCUCUCUCAGAAGCCCUCCAAAGCCAGCUGGCCUGGCUUUGAAAAUACGCGAGAGAGAGAGAGAGAGAGAGAGAGAGAGAGAGAGAGAGAGAGAGAGAAAAGGGAGUGGGAGAGAGAGACGGAAAGAGAGACAAGAAAGAGAGAGAAGACAGAUAGAAAGAAGAGUGAGAAGGGAGAGAAAGAGAGAGAGGAACAUAGAGAAAGUUAGACCGAGAGAGGGACUAAAGGUGAAAGGAACACAGGCAGAAGUACAGAGUGGACGAAAGGAAAAGGAAAAAGAGAAUCCUCUUGUGAGAAAGGCGCUCAAAGGCCCCAAAUCUGCAGCAGGUUCUGUCAAAGCAUUUCUACAGCAACAGAGGAACAGGACUCUUUUCUCCGGAAGAAGAAGGCAACAGAAGUGUGAAAAAAGAAGGAAACCCUGAAGACUGAGGACCUGAACUAAGGGCUGGAUUUCAUUGGUCCAGCUGAGAGGAGAUCUCCGCUGUGAUUGGUGGAUUGCGUGGAGGGGAGCCGGACCGCGGAAAAGCCAGGGAACGCGGACAAUGCGCUAGAGGAGCGGAGCGAGGACAAGCUUGGGAGUUUUUCCGAUCUUCAGGGGGGCGUCAGGGAGUCGGCAGGGAGAGGAGGAGGAGGAGGAGGACAACACGGAACGCCAAAAUGGGUCGGAAGAAGAUACAGAUCACCCGGAUCAUGGACGAGAGGAACAGACAGGUCACCUUCACAAAGAGGAAGUUCGGCUUGAUGAAGAAGGCCUACGAGCUGAGUGUGCUGUGCGACUGUGAGAUCGCCCUCAUCAUCUUCAACAGCUCCAACAAGCUGUUCCAGUACGCCAGCACCGACAUGGACAAGGUCCUGCUGAAGUACACCGAGUACAACGAGCCCCACGAGAGCCGGACCAACUCCGACAUCGUGGAGAAAUUAAGACUCAAAAGCCAUAUUGACUGUGCCAGCUCUGAUGUGGAUGACUGUUUUGGGCACAGCCCCCGUGUGGAGGACGGUUUCGGCAAGAUUAGCGAAGAGGGGGAGUUCAUGUACAAGCGCUGCGGUGCGCUAAACAAGAAGGAGCACAGAGGCUGCGAUAGCCCGGACCCAGACUCCUCCUAUGUCCUCACCCCCCACACAGAAGAGAAAUAUAAAAAAAUUAAUGAGGAGUUUGAUAAUAUGAUGAGAAAUCAUAAAAUCCCCACCGCCCUGCCGCAGCAGAAUUUCUCCAUGCACGUGGCGGUGCCCGUGACCAACCCCGGCGGCCUCUCCUACAACCCCGCCAACUCCCUGGGCGGCCAGUCCCUGGUGGGCGCCUCGUCGCUAGGCGACGGCGGGAUGCUCUCGCCCCCGCAGGGCUCCCUCCACAGAAGCGUGGCGUCCCCCACGGUCCCCCAGCGACCCCCAAGUGCCGGCAGCACAGGGAACGGCUUCAUCAACCCGCGGGAGUCUCCCGGGCUCCUGGGCACGCCCAGUGGGAACGGCCUGGGAAAGGGGAUGCCCACCAAGUCCCCGCCGCACCCUGGAGUCAACAUGGGCAUGGGGGGCCGCAAGCCAGACCUGCGUGUGGUCAUCCCUCCGUCCAGCAAGGGCAUGAUGCCCCCUCUGCUGUCGGAGGAGGAGAUGGAGUUGAACGUCCAAAGGAUCAGCAGUAGCCAGGCUGUGCAGUCAUUGGCCACCCCGGUGGUGUCAGUCACCACGCCCAGCCUGCCUCCACAAGGACUGGUAUACUCGGCCAUGCCCACUUCCUACAACACAGAUUACUCCCUCAGCAGCGCAGACCUCUCCGUGCUGCAGGGGUUCGGCUCCCCCGGAGGCCUCUCUUUGGGCUCGGCGUCGGCAUGGCAACAGCACCAGCUGAGCCAGGUGGCCCUGGGCUCCAUGGCAGGGGGCUGCCACAUACCUCAGGGCUCCAACAUCUCGAUCAACACCAGCCAGGGCGUGAGCAUCAAGUCGGAGCCCAUCUCCCCCCCGCGGGAGCGCAUGACCCCGUCGGGCUUCCCCCCCCAGCAGCAGCACGGCCACGCCCCGCCCCACGGCCACCACCCGGGCCGGCAGGAAGUGGGCCGCUCGCCGGCGGACAGCCUCAGCUCGUCCUGCAGCUCGUACGACGGCAGCGACCGCGAGGAGCACCGCCCCGACUUCCACUCCCCGCUGGGGCUGGUCCGGCCGGCGGGCGGGGCCGAGGGCCGCGAGAGCCCGUCCGUCAAGCGCAUGCGCAUGGACGCCUGGGUUACAUAGUCGCCCGGGCAACCGGCCUGUCGCCAUAGCAACGUUCGGCAUGUUUCUGUUGGG
This is a messenger RNA of Conger conger (European conger), 2337 nucleotides long. RefSeq names its product myocyte-specific enhancer factor 2A-like. Gene Ontology annotation, biological process: cell differentiation; positive regulation of transcription by RNA polymerase II; heart development. The record is from RefSeq and is a predicted model, not a curated record. Lineage: Eukaryota; Metazoa; Chordata; Actinopteri; Anguilliformes; Congridae. The transcript is spliced from 12 exons. The coding region runs from base 718 to 2283 and encodes 521 amino acids. Gene Ontology annotation, molecular function: histone deacetylase binding; RNA polymerase II cis-regulatory region sequence-specific DNA binding; protein dimerization activity.